AGAGACUGCUGUAAAGUUUUAUAGCUGGUUGUGCUCUUUUUCGGAGUGGUGCUAAUCCAGUUCCUGAGGAAGAGAAGAAGAACAAAAGAGGAGGAGGAGAAGAGAGGAUGGUCAGUGUGUCAGAGAGCUACAGAACUGGAUAACUGUACACAAACUGAAGAAGUGACAGCAGACCAGAGCACCUCUCUCACUCUCUCUCUCUCUCUCUCUGAGUGUUGGAUUUUGGGAGCAGUAAUUCGAUCUUGAGGCUUUGUUUUCAUUUUAAAGUUGUGUUGUGUCAGAGAGAGAGAGAAGAAGAAGAAGGAGGAGGAGGAGGAGAAGACUGAAGUUCAGGAGAAGUUUGACUCACUGCUGUCUUGUUUUGGUGAAACUCCAGGAAAGUCAGAAGUUCAGUAGACGUUUCCUCCACCGACUGCUCGUGUCAGAAGACCAAAGAAUCUUCUUGAAUGUCUUGUUUAUGACAUUUUGUUUUGUGAAGACGUGUGAACCUCAGGAGGUGAUUCAACUCGAUGUCCUGCUCGAGAGAUUUGAGAAACUGGAUCUGCCUGGACGUCUGACGUUUUUCUUUCCAUUGAUGCUUUAGACUGUUUUAUUUUUUUUAAAAAAAAUUGUGUUUGUAAAAGCUAAACCAAAAAAAAAUCCCAACAUUGCUAGAAAUUUCAUUUCCAUCACAUUUUUUGGAUACUCUGAUCUGAUGGGAUGGUCUUGGAGAACGUAGGCAUGACAUUCAGAUCUUCUCAGAUACUUUUUAGUCAAAGGGUGAGAUUAGAACGUUACUUUAAAUAAGAACAGUGAGACCCAACUGAGAUUUUAUUUAAUACUUUGACACAAAGAGUAAUUUUUUUUGCUUUGAAGAGCCUGAACUUGUGUAGAUGCUUCACCUUGAACUUGUUGUUUACUGAGCAGCAGAACUGAUUGGACUCAGACUUCAGAUCUUCUGUUAAUGUGUGUUUGGGGCACCAAAACUUUAAAUUGAAGAAGACUUCUGUGGAUGUUUCAUUUUUCAUUUUUCCAUAGCUAGUCCUAAAGCAAGAAGAAGAAGAAGACGAAGAAGUGGAAGAAGGAGAAGAAGAAGAAGAAGAAGAAGAAGAAGAAGAAGAAGACUUGCUGUCCUGUUGGAUGAGAAACAGAACUGAUUGGACAUUUUUUAUUUCACAUUUGAUUGACAGCGGAUUCUUUUCUUCUGAGAGAGAACUCCAGAAGACGUUCCAAGUGUUCUACUGACCUCCGUUCUCUUUUGCUGAGAGCAGGGUUCUCAUGUAGAACUGUCGUUUGUGGCUGAAUUUAGGACGCUAUAAGGACGUUUGGUCAGUAAUAACGUCAUGUUUGACUACGUGGAGACGUUAGGUGUCGGUUCAAGGCCUCACUUCGACGUGUCCUCUCAGAGUUCCUGCAUGUUGAGGAAGAGGAGCUCUUUCUUCUCUGGUCCAGAAGCGUUCUGCUACAGCGCCGGACUGCAGUCGGUGGAGACUCGCAGUACAAGUUCUGAGGAGAUGAUUCCGAGUUCUCCGUCUCCUCCUCCUCCUCCUCGAGUGUAUAAGCCAUGUUUUGUUUGUCAGGACAAAUCGUCAGGAUAUCACUACGGAGUCAGUUCCUGUGAGGGCUGCAAGGGUUUUUUCCGGCGCAGUAUUCAGAAGAACAUGGUCUACACCUGCCACAGAGACAAAAACUGCCAGAUCAACAAGGUGACACGGAAUCGCUGUCAGUACUGUCGCUUACAGAAGUGCUUCGAGGUGGGCAUGUCUAAAGAAGCGGUGAGGAAUGACAGGAAUAAGAAGAAGAAGGAUGUGAAGGAGGAGGUGGUUUUGCCAGAAAGCUAUGAGCUGAGUGGAGAGCUGGAGGAGUUGGUGAAUAAAGUCAGUAAAGCACACAGAGAAACGUUUCCCUCCCUGUGUCAGCUGGGAAAAUAUACUACUAACUCGAGUGCAGAUCACAGGGUCCAGCUGGACUUGGGUUUGUGGGAUAAAUUCAGUGAACUUUCCACUAAGUGCAUCAUUAAAAUCGUGGAAUUCGCCAAACGUUUGCCGGGUUUCACUUCCCUCACCAUCGCAGACCAGAUCACACUGCUUAAAUCCGCCUGCCUCGACAUACUGAUGUUGAGGAUUUGUACGCGUUACACACCUGAGCAGGACACCAUGACCUUCUCAGAUGGUUUGACUCUGAACAGAACUCAGAUGCACAAUGCUGGAUUUGGGCCUCUGACCGACCUGGUCUUCUCCUUCGCUGAUCAGCUGCUUCCUUUGGAGAUGGACGACACCGAAACCGGACUCCUGAGUGCCAUCUGCCUUAUCUGUGGAGACCGUAUGGAUUUGGAGGAGCCUCAGAAGGUUGAUCGGCUCCAGGAGCCUCUACUGGAGGCGCUAAAGAUCUACGCGAGAAGACGACGCCCCAAUAAACCGCACAUGUUCCCUCGAAUGCUGAUGAAAGUCACUGACCUGCGGGGAAUCAGCACUAAAGGUGCGGAACGGGCGAUCACGCUGAAGAUGGAGAUUCCCGGCCCGAUGCCUCCCCUCAUCCGUGAAAUGCUGGAGAACCCGGAGGUUUACGAGGAGAGUCUUCCUCCUCCCGCCAUCCAGGCCAUUAAACAAGAGAGGGAUGAGCACUCCACCCCUGAGGAAGAGGAGGAUGAGGAGGAUGAAUGCGCAGAGGAGGAGAGGGAGAGAGGAGGAGACAGCGAGGAUGAUGACGAGUGGAGCAUCCUGCAGGUGGACGUGGGGGAGAAGAAGAAGAACACGACGGGUAGAGCGCAGUGAUACAAUCGACAUCUGGAUUUUCUUCACACACACACACACACACACACAAACACAUAAACAUACACACACACACCCACACACACACAGAGUCAGGUCCAAAAGUCUGAGUGCACUAGCAAGAGUUUAUUUCAGCAGUUAUUAAACUCUAAUCAGACAUUUUCCCUCAGAUUUGCCUCAGUAAAGAUAAUCUAGCUAGCGUUAGCAGUGAAAAUGACAAGAAUGUAUGAAUAUAACAUGAAAAUCUUCUCAGAAAUCCUGUCAAAUUAGCUUAUAUUAGCCUGCUAGCUAGCAUUAGCAGUAAACAUGUCUGAAUAUAUCCUCUCAGAUAUCCUGCCAAGCUGUUUGCGUUAGCUAGCAUCAGCAUUGAUGAUUAAAGACAUUAAAUAUAAAAUUCCUCUCAGAAAUCCUGUCAGGUUCGCUCAUGUUAGCCAGCUAGCCAGCAUUAAUACUGAAAAUGUUGAACAUUUAUGAACAUGAAAAAUCCUCUCAAAAAUCCUGCCAAGCUGUUCAUGUUAGCUAGCUUGUUAGAAUCAACACUGAUUAUUAGAGAGAUGUUAGCCAGCUAGUUAGUGUUAACAAUGAAGAUGACAAAGAUUUAUGAACAUUAUUUAUGACUUAAAAUUCCCUCAGCAGGUGAAAAGUAAAUAUUUAUGAAUAUGACUUUUUAGAAAUCUUCUCAGGUUAGCUCAUGUUAGCUAUCCAGUUAGCAUUAGCAGGGGAAAAAAUAAACAUUUAUGAAUAUAACUCAAAACUCCUCUUAGGUUUGCUCAUGUUAGCCAGCUAGCAUUAGAAGUAUGUUAGUUCAUAUAAGCUAGCUAGCAAGCAUUAGCAGUAAACAAUAUAAACAUUAUACUAUAAGAUAAACUGAAUAUCAUGCAGUUAUGUCCUGUCAGAAAUUCUGUUACAAUAUUCCAUAUUAGCCAACUAGCAUUUUGAAAAUGUAUUAAUAUGAUUCAACUCCUCUUUGAAAUCCUUACAGUUAAAGCAUGCAGUUGGCAUUAGCAGUGAAGACGACAAGAAUAUAUGAAUGUAACAUAGAAAUCCUCUCAGAAAUCCUGUCCGUCUAGCUCAA
Messenger RNA from Ictalurus furcatus (blue catfish), 3825 nucleotides. It is a transcript of the gene rargb, whose product is annotated as retinoic acid receptor, gamma b. Gene Ontology annotation, biological process: cellular response to corticotropin-releasing hormone stimulus; retinoic acid receptor signaling pathway; regulation of transcription by RNA polymerase II. Gene Ontology annotation, cellular component: nucleus; transcription regulator complex. Gene Ontology annotation, molecular function: zinc ion binding; RNA polymerase II cis-regulatory region sequence-specific DNA binding; nuclear glucocorticoid receptor binding. The coding region runs from base 1323 to 2753 and encodes 476 amino acids. The record is from RefSeq and is a predicted model, not a curated record. The transcript has 8 exons. NCBI's taxonomy places the organism in Eukaryota, Metazoa, Chordata, Actinopteri, Siluriformes, Ictaluridae.